AUGAGUUUUUCAACUCAACCACGCCAAGCAUUCAAGAGCAUUUCGCCCAAUGUCACUCGUACAUUAACUGCUAAGUCAAUCCCAAGUCGAUCCAUUCAAUUUGAAGUCAAUGCUAAACCCUAUAGAACUCGUAAGCAGUUGACGUAUACUAUACAAGAACUAUUAAGUACUAAAGAGAAUAGUAUCCCAUACACUUUACCAUUAGAAGCUAUUGUAGCUAUAGAAGAACGAGCAGAGAUCCCAUACAAGACCCCUUCGAAACAUCUCCCGAUCAUCGAAACAGACAGUAGAAAGGUCGAGGCAAGGGAAAAGCAAAUCACUUAUGGGAAGGCUACUGAAGGAUAUAAGAACUACACCCACUAUGUCCCUUAUGAGAGUCGCCAAUUCAAUGACCCGAAAACACCAGAGAUCAAUCAGGUUUGCUCGAAAAGAUCAUGGGACGGACAAGUCCGCAAAUGGAGAAGAGAACUCCACGCGUUCGAUGAGAUGAAAAGCGCAGAGGACCUGGCAGAAGCAAGAAGAAAGGCAGGAAUUGUCCACGCGACGCCAAGUAAAAACAAGUUGGCUAUGACAGAACCAGUCAUGAGAGAAAGAAAGGUACUGAGAAACCAAAAUUUUGUGGCGAAAAUUUUGUCGUUUGAGGACUAG
Entamoeba invadens IP1 is the source of this 648-nucleotide messenger RNA. RefSeq lists its product as hypothetical. Gene Ontology annotation, biological process: mRNA transport; mRNA 3'-end processing by stem-loop binding and cleavage. Gene Ontology annotation, cellular component: cytoplasm; histone pre-mRNA 3'end processing complex. The record is from RefSeq and is a predicted model, not a curated record. The transcript has a single exon. Gene Ontology annotation, molecular function: mRNA binding; histone pre-mRNA stem-loop binding. NCBI's taxonomy places the organism in Eukaryota, Evosea, Mastigamoebida, Endamoebidae. The coding region runs from base 1 to 648 and encodes 215 amino acids.